AUGGGGAAUCUUUGCUGCUGCAUCAGAAGAGAUGUCGGAAGAAGGAAGAAGUCCAAUCUUUCUCCGGCGAAGCAACCUCCACACGAAGUCGCACCUAAUCCCUUUGUAUUCUCCCCCGCGACGCCGUAUCCGAUGAUGAUGCCACCUCCUCCUUCCAUCGAGUACGAGAAAGCCGCCACGAUUCACAACGACGUUAAUCUGAGGAAGGAGACUCUGAGGCUCCAACCCGACCCGAACAACCCGGGUCAACUCCUUGUCUCCUUCUCGUUUGAUGUAACCGUUCCCGGAAGGAUUACUAUCGUUUUCUUUGCGGAAGAAGACUCAGAGUUUCAUCUCACAGCAACAAAGAAAGACACUUUGCCACCAAUCACUUUUGAUUUUGAAAAAGGAGGACUUGGUCAGAAGUAUGUACAACCAUCUGGAACUGGUAUAGACUUCUCAGUGUUUGAAGAUUCCGAGCUGUUCAAGGAGGGGGAAACAUGUAUCUAUCCACUCGCAAUUAAGAUGGAGGCGGUUCACUCUGAAGAAGUAAAGUCUGGAUCAAAGCAGAUUACUCAAGUGACGUUUGUGAAGGAGAAAAGUGAGAUCAAGCCAUGUGUGAGGAAGCAGUUCCUAUGGGUGAAUGGGUCGAGAUAUGAGUUGCAAGAUAUCUAUGGGAUUGGGGAAACGGUUGAUAUUGAUGCAAAAGAAUGCGUUGUAUGCUUGUCUGAACCACGCGAUACCAUUGUUCUUCCUUGCAGACACAUGUGUAUGUGUAGCGAAUGUGCUAAGGCGUUAAGGUUUCAGAAAAAUGAGUGUCCAGUUUGCAGACAACCUGCUGAGAGGCUUGUGGAGCUCGAGGGAAAACAGUAA
Messenger RNA from Eruca vesicaria subsp. sativa (arugula), 852 nucleotides. The record is from the annotation of a GenBank genome assembly. Lineage: Eukaryota; Viridiplantae; Streptophyta; Magnoliopsida; Brassicales; Brassicaceae.